Molecule: messenger RNA, 837 nt
Organism: Myiozetetes cayanensis
Lineage: Eukaryota; Metazoa; Chordata; Aves; Passeriformes; Tyrannidae
Gene: LRRC10
Product: leucine rich repeat containing 10
Exons: 1
Coding region: 1-837 (278 amino acids)
Molecular function (GO): protein binding
Source: RefSeq, a predicted model, not a curated record
AUGGGCAACAGUCUGAAAGCCAUAGUUGCUUUUGUGCCCUCCAACAAGUGCCAGAAGUACCUCCUAGAAGACCUAGAAGAGAUGCCAGUGGAUAAAAUGGUGGAUCUGAGUGGCAGGCAGCUGAGGCGGCUGCCUCUGCACAUUUGCUCUUUUCGGGAACUGGUUAAGCUGUACCUGAGCGACAACAACCUGAACCAUCUGCCCCCCGAGCUGGAGCAGCUGCAAAACCUGCAGAUCUUGGCACUGGACUUCAACAACUUCAAAGCGCUGCCCCUCGUCGUGUGCACACUGAAGCAACUGUGCAUUCUCUACCUAGGCAAUAACAAGCUCUGCAGCCUGCCCCUCGAGCUCCGGCUCCUGCAGAACCUCAAGACCCUCUGGAUUGAGUCCAACUGCCUGCAGUACCUGCCCGAGGUGGUGUGUGAGCUCAGCCUGCUGAAGACCCUGCAUGCCGGCUCCAACGCGCUGCGCACACUCCCUCCCCAGCUGCAGUGCCUGCAGGAGCUGCGCACCAUUUGGCUGUCAGGCAACCUGCUCUCCGAUUUUCCUCCCGUGCUCCUGAACAUGCCAUUUCUGGAGGUGAUCGACGUGGAUCGCAAUUCCAUCCGGUUCUUCCCCAGCUUAGCUCACCUCCCUGGCCUGAAGCUGGUGAUCUAUGACCACAACCCCUGCAGCAACGCCCCCAAAGUGGCCAAAGGAGUGCGCAGGGUGGGGAGGUGGUCAGAGGAGACUCCUGAGCCCCGCAAGCGGUCCGGGGCAGUGAUAGAUAUCACGCUUGACGAGAAACCCUUGUUACCUCCUGCUGCAAAGACCAAGCCAGAAGUCGAGCCCUGCUGA